AUGAAGGACCUGGUGCGCGUGGGGCUGCUGGGCUGCGGCGGCUUCGGCUCCGUGGAGCUCUGGGAGCACAGGGACUCCAAGGAGACCUAUGCCAUGAAAUGCGUCUCCAAGGGCUUCAUCGUGAAAAUGGGCAUGCAAGACAGCAUCAUCAAUGAGAAGAACAUUCUUCUCAUGACGAACUCCUUCUUCAUCAUAAAGCUCUUGGAGUGCUUCAACGGAUCCCAGACGUUGUACUUCCUCAUGGAGCCGGCCUUGGGCGGCGAGCUCUAUGCCACCUACAACCGGAAGGGGCUUCAUGGGAUGCUCGGACAGAGCGAAAAGCACACCAAGUUCUACAUCGCAGGGCACCGCACCUUUGCAAGGAAUCUGCUGCUGAGCGAGGGCGGGCAGCUGAAACUCACAGACAUGGGUUUGGCCAAAUUCGUGGUGGGCAAGACCUACACCACCUGCGGCACGCCAGACUACUUCUCUCCUGAGCUGAUCGCUUCUUCUGGGCACACGAUCGCGGUGGACUGGUGGACGCUGGGGAUCUUGCUCUUCGAGCUGAUGGCGGGGCACCCGCCCUUCGAGUCCCCCACACCAAUGGAAACCUAUUCCAAGGUCAUGCGCCCUGGCUGA
This is a messenger RNA of Effrenium voratum, 618 nucleotides long. The record is from the annotation of a GenBank genome assembly. NCBI's taxonomy places the organism in Eukaryota, Dinophyceae, Suessiales, Symbiodiniaceae.